AUGGUUAGGCGGCUGUUGGUGGUGCUUUUCCUGAUUCAGGUUGCUUUGGCAACCGAUGACUGCACGGGAACCGCCGGCGGUGCCAACGCUGAUCAAUGUGCUGCUGGCCAGUGCAAACAGUUGGACGGGGGUGGCAUCAUGUACGAAUGCUUCUGCUCGAGCUGCACCAACGUUACAAAUGCUUGUGCUACUACGACAAAGGCGGUAUUU
Messenger RNA from Mesorhabditis spiculigera, 210 nucleotides. The record is from the annotation of a GenBank genome assembly. Lineage: Eukaryota; Metazoa; Nematoda; Chromadorea; Rhabditida; Rhabditidae.